GGCAGGUUUGGGAUAUAAAUGCGUACAGCGAUUUCUACAAAUAAUGAUAUUUUUGCAGAUCCUCUACCAGAAAUACAUGAGCCUGUCGCCUGCGAAUCAGAUGAACAAGACAUCGUGUUUGUGCUGGAUUCCUCUACGAGUGUGGGAACUGGAAACUUCAAGGAGAUGCUGGACUUUGUCAGGGACAUGUUAUUGGAUGCUGAUGUUGAUUCCGGGUCUGUCCGAGUAGGAGUUGUCCUGUACAGUACCGAUGUCUCCGUGGAGUUCCAUCUAAACACCUUCAACAACAAGCCAGAACUGUUCAGCGCUAUAGAGAACAUCAGGUACAUGUACGGGAACACUAACACGGCAGGCGGAUUGACAGCUCUGACAAGUGAGAUGUUUAUAACCAGAAACGGGGACCGACCUAGCGCCAGGAACAUUGCUUUUAUACUCACUGACGGACAGUCCAACAUAAAUUCAGCCGACACCAUUCCUGCUGCUGAGGACGCCAAGGGAGCCGGGAUUGAGAUAUAUGCUAUCGGGAUUGGUCUAGCAGAAGUUGACGAACUCAAGGGAAUUUCCAGUCAACCCUUGUCCAAGUACUUACAUACUGUUGACGAUUUCACAGAACUGGAAGGAUUACGGGAGAAUAUGUUCAACACAAUAUGUGCCGGUAUUGAAUCAUCUAGACGAUAUUGUGUUCAGCUUGAUUGGAUAUCUUUAAAAAAUCUUUAAAAUAUACCCAAUAGGUGUAGCUGGUAUGAUGUUCAUUGCAGUAAAUUUAAUGCAGUGCCUACCUUCAAUGUAUUGCACGAUGAUGAUACUACUUCUUCUUACAAACAAGAAAAGGUGCCAUCACCGUAUUAAGUGAUUAGCUGCCGAUAUGAAUUCGAGAUAAGUAAAAACAUAUUGCGCUUUUGAUAAAUAUAUUACCCGAGAAUUAUACUUACAUCGUAAACUUUGAAAAGUCAUGCAUUUUGUCGGCAAUUUAGUACGGAGCAUAAAUUAAUCAAUUUGGCUUAACUGCGAUCAAAUCAAUGUUGUGAUUGGGAAGCUUACUGAUGAACUAGACGUUACCCACACGUGACAAGUUAGCAGUAUAGGCAAAUUGAAUCUUACCAAUAAGAUUUUAAAUGACGUAAAGAAAAUUCAUCUUCAAAUUUCAAGAUAUUUAACUUCUUAUAUUUUUUCAUGACUAUUUAUGAUUAACAACAUAAUUACAAAUCUUAUUAAAAUUAAACAUAAAUAUUAAAGAAGUCUUUAUUAACAUCGAUAUAGUGAUAUUUUGAGAAAGAAGUGUAAUGUAAAGAGAUACAAAAUCAUACUAUCUUUACUUGUGGAUAGCUAGAUAAAAUAUAUCAUGUUUAAAUUAAGUAAAAUGAAGUAAAA
Pecten maximus is the source of this 1371-nucleotide messenger RNA. RefSeq names its product collagen alpha-1(XII) chain-like. The coding region runs from base 19 to 717 and encodes 232 amino acids. Lineage: Eukaryota; Metazoa; Mollusca; Bivalvia; Pectinida; Pectinidae. The transcript has 2 exons. The record is from RefSeq and is a predicted model, not a curated record.